Messenger RNA from Myotis brandtii (Brandt's bat), 1698 nucleotides. Its product is annotated as integumentary mucin C.1-like. The transcript has 3 exons. Gene Ontology annotation, biological process: regulation of sensory perception of pain. Gene Ontology annotation, molecular function: endopeptidase inhibitor activity. Lineage: Eukaryota; Metazoa; Chordata; Mammalia; Chiroptera; Vespertilionidae. The coding region runs from base 132 to 1583 and encodes 483 amino acids. The record is from RefSeq and is a predicted model, not a curated record.
UUCUGUAGAAGUCCUUUUUCUCCUUGAAUUUGCAGACUAUGGCUAUGUAAACCGACUGCCUGGCAAAAGUAAAAUUAAGCAAGUUUGGUUGUUCCAGAGAAGAAACUCCAGUCCAGGAAAAAUAUUAAAAAAUGAAAGAAUUAACUUUCAUCUUCAGCCUGUUGGCUCUUACUGCAUGUUUCACGCCCAGUGACAGCCAGAGAGCUCCCAGGGGACCCUAUGGACCUGUCCUGCGGCCACCACCCCGUCUGCCCCCGCCAAGAUGGUUUCCACCAGGCCUUAAUCCUCCCUAUGGCCCAGGAUUUAUUCCACCACCCCAUCCUCCUCCUUUUUUUCAGCCAUCAUGGAACAUUCCUCCUCCUCCCUUUGGACCCCUUCCAUCAAACCCUAUUAGACAACCUCGACCUUUUCCAGUUUAUCCAAAUUCACCUUUUCAACCAAGGCCUUACCCUCCAGUACCUAUUAGGAAGCCAAAACCCUUAUAUCCCGUUUUUCCAUAUCCUGAUAAACCUCAACCUGCAAUUAAAACAACUCCCAAAUCUACAACCACAACCCCUACCACUACAGAACCUACCACCACUACAAUUAUCACCACUUCCACAGAACCCACCACAACAGCAACCAUCACCACUUCUACAGAGCCCACCACUGCUCCCACGGUACCCACUACAUUAGCAAUAACCACCACUUCCAUGGAACCCACUACAAUAGAAACUACCACCACUUCCACAGAACCCACCACCCCAAUAUCAGAUAACACUUCCACAGAACCCACCACAACAGCCUCCAUCACUUCCACAGAACCUCCCACAACAGCAACCACCAUCACUUCCACAGAACCCACAACCACACCAGACACCAGUUCCACAGAACCCACCACCCCAACAUCAGAUAACACUUCCACAGAACCCACCACAACAGCCUCCACCACUUCUACAGAACCCACAACCACACCAGAUACCACUUCCACAGAGCCCACCACCACUACUUACACAGAAACCACUACAAUAGCAACCAAAAUUGCUCUCAGAGAAGCCAUUUACACAACCACCACCACUUCCACAGAACCUCCCACAACAGCAACCACCGCCACUUCCACAGAACCUCCCACAACAGCAACCACCAUCACUUCCACAGAAUCUCCCACAACAGCAACCACCCUCACUUCCACAGAACCUCCCACAACAGCAACCACCCUCACUUCCACAGAACCCACAACCAUCACAACCACCACCAUUUCGACAGAAUCUCCCACAACAAUAGCCACCACCACUUCCACAGAACCAACUACUACAACCAUCACCAGCAGCAUUUCCACAGAACCAACCAUCACCACAACUGAAGCCACCACCUCCUUAACACUACCUACCACUUCAACAGACCUCACUACCACAACAUCAGCAGCAACCCCCUCAGCAUCUACCACAACUGCUAUUCCAAUUACCACUAACUCUCCCUCUACCCCAUUGCCCAGUACCACUAUCCAAGUGACAACUCCCAAUCACACUACAUUAAGCACUAAAGCAGCUAUCAAAGCAGCUAUAAAGCGUUUUUUUGAUAAUUUUGCUUCCUAUUUUGGUUGAAGAUAUGAGAAAUGCUCUGAGCUGUUAGGAAAAAUAAACUGCAGCUACUUCAUUGGAAUCAACCCUGAUCUAACCAGCACACCAAAAUAAUAAAGUACUAUUUGAGCAACAAUAA